CGAAUUGUUGUUCACCCUCAUGUGGAUGUGCCGUGCGGUGUGCGACAUAAAUAUCAAAUAAAAUCCUGAAACACAAACACGUGUAAUUUAUUCAUUUGGCACAUCUUUACUGAGUUAGUUAAAACAUUAGCAAAGAUCAACGCUUUUAAGAACUUUAAUUUCCCUGUGUGAAAAUGUCAGAAGAGCUGGGAAAUCUGUUUGAGUUUUGCACUACCCAGAAUCAAAACGGACUUCAAGGAAUUGAACAGAUUGACGAUGAAUUUAUUUUGGUAACAUUCAACAAAUCUGUCACCAAGUUUAAGGUUAUCGACCAGAGACCAAUUUGCAGUUGGAAUUUGAAUGAAGGCUUCUCAUGUGCUGCAGUGUAUGACGAGAAAAACUCGGUCUACAUUGCAGUGACGAAAAGUAACAAAAUCCUCUCUUGGGAGGAGAGUGCUACCAGCCUUGAGAAAAUUAAGAAAAACACGGUCCAGUCUCCAAUUUUGAAAGUCUGUAUUAUAAAUGGCAAUGCUAGUAUCGUCUUCCAAAAUGGAGCCAUCAUGUCAGUUGAGGAUGCUCUGUCAAACAAAAAACUGAAAGUUCCAGACGUGCUGCCAGGGAAAGCAUCACGGGUCUUUUUUGAGAAAGACAAACUCAAAGAAAUUGCCGUGUUUAUCUCAUCCGAUUGCUCGAAAUGCUGGACAGUGGAUGAUGGAAUACCGAUUAGAGAAAUCGACACACGCAGGAAAGGUUUCCAGCUGCUUGACGUUUCAUUUGUAGAAAAUUUGAUGGUCACUUUGUGGAGUGACAAGCAAAUCUUCAUGCUCGACUUCUUCAACAGUGAAGAGUUUCCUGGCAAGUGCCUUGGGAAGAUCCAAAGUUUGAAUGGCUGCAGUAAAGUUAGCAUGACUCCGAUGACAACAAGAAGUGUUGCAUUGUUUGGGACUAAUUUGACUGACUCAGCUGGAGUGAUUGGAGUCUUCAACCUCAAUUUCAAGGCAAUUCAAGUGACGAGAAAAAUUAAAAGCAAAGAAAGUUCUCCUCUUGUGUUUGGGCCGUUCUCUUCCAAUUUGUUCAUAUUCUCGGAGAGCCAAAUUUUCGCUGCACCAAUCAACAGUGGAGGCACACAGCUGUCUGCCUUGCUUGGCACGUCCAAUUGCGUUGAUAACACGGUUGAGGUUUUGGAGUGGGAAGAUACGCCAUCAGAAGUGACCCAGCUAUCUGUCCCACAAAACUUAGAAGCCACUUUUAGCGAACUUCUUAGCCAGGGACUCCCUGAAAACAAGAUCAGCGAUAUUUUGUUACCAGCCCUUAUGGAGAAGAAAGACGUCGCGUCUAUAACGCAUUUGCUACAAAGCAUGAAGAAAGUGUCUGAAGCCGUGUUGGCAAAGUUGGUUUCGUACUGCUUGCGGGGCGAAGACCAGGACUUCUCAGACGGCCACUCAGACGUUGACGACUGCUCUGCCUCUCUUCCACCUGAGUCGCCACUUAUGGGCGGGAGAAAACGAUUGCUGCACCUUGUCCUAUCGAAACCGUUCAGUGCCAUCAAACUGUUGCCAGAGGCCAGAAGGUACAUCUCCCCUCCAGACGCCAUGCUCUUCAUUCAGCACACAGCCGCACAGCUCUGCGACGGGUCUGAUCUGGUGACUGACUCGGAAUUCAUCAUGAAUCAAAUGGUCCAGUGGAUUUCUGUUCUCUUGGACGCACACUAUCAGUACUGCCUUUUGACGUGUGAUCAACAGGUCACCACUGUUCUGAAUUUCGUUCUCGCAGUUAUCGACAUGCAGAUCGCGCACACCAAGGAACUGGGGAAACUGAGGCCACUAAUUGAACAUGUUGUCAAAAAGUUUGAAUGCGAAUCAAAACCAUUUAUAUUCAAGAAAUCUGUAUUUCCUAUGACAGAUCCAAACUGGAUGAACAUUGUCAAUAAAUAGUUAUUUCUCUAA
This is a messenger RNA of Cloeon dipterum, 1925 nucleotides long. Its product is annotated as nucleolar protein 11-like. Lineage: Eukaryota; Metazoa; Arthropoda; Insecta; Ephemeroptera; Baetidae. Bases 174 to 1913 code for a protein of 579 amino acids. The record is from RefSeq and is a predicted model, not a curated record. The transcript has 11 exons. Gene Ontology annotation, cellular component: nucleolus; nucleus. Gene Ontology annotation, molecular function: RNA binding; protein binding. Gene Ontology annotation, biological process: maturation of SSU-rRNA.